Molecule: messenger RNA, 342 nt
Organism: Strongylus vulgaris
Lineage: Eukaryota; Metazoa; Nematoda; Chromadorea; Rhabditida; Strongylidae
Source: the annotation of a GenBank genome assembly
GAUCCCUCAGCUUCUACAUUCCUUGGUGGCUGGACGGAUUCCGUUGAAGCAGACAAGGGAUACGUCCAAGUAACUCCUACCACUACUCCAAUGCCAAGGACAUUAGCUGUAGUCGUGCAACCUAUACUGAAGUACGCCCAAAAUGGUCAACAGCUUCCCAACGAAUCUGAUCAAGAGCAAUACCUCAAAGCCUACUAUGAGCAAUACUACAAAGAGUGGUACAGACAACACAACGAAGCCAAUGGAGAAGCAGAUGCAUCAUCGAGUCCUCUGCCAAGACGUAAAAUCAAAAUUCAGUUUGGAAAAACUGGCGAUUACAAAGAGGUUAGUGUUCAGAAUUAA